UCCCCGUCCCUCUAUAAGGCGGCUCCGCCGUUCGGUCCCCGCCACGAUGCCACCGCUCGUCGACCCCGAGACCCCCCCGCUGCCUCCCUGCCCGUGCCGGUGUCCAUCCCGGUGUCGGUGCCGGUGCCGGUACCGGAGCCGGUGUCGUCGCCUCCUCCUCCCGGUUCUCGGAGCCGCCGCUCUCGGAGCCGCCGUCGCCGCCGCCACGGUCACCGUCAUCCUGGGGGUGAGCCCCGGGGGGACCCCGCCGCAGGCUGCUACGGCCGCCCACAUGCUGCUGAGUGCUGGCUCCUUGGUGGUGCCAUCAGGACUCGGUUGGCGCUAUGAGGAAGGCAUCAACGGCGUCUUCCUCAGCAGUGACGUACAGAUGACAGCCGGGAAGCUGCAGGUGACAGCGGGUGGCCUCUACCUCUUCUACGGCCAAUUUGCCGUCACCUGCACGGCAUCAACCUGUCCCCCCGGCACCGUCACCCUCCAGCUCCGACAUGACGUUUCACGGCACCCAUUGCUCACCGUGCCGUUGGCGCUACCCGACAACGCGGGAUCCGAUCCGGCACGGUCUGGUUUGGCCCAAGCCGUCGGGCAACUCCGACGUGGGGAUGUCCUCCGCCUGGAGCUGGCUGGGAAUAUAUCUGGGGACGGGUGGCAGCUGGCACAGGACAAGCGGGAAAGCAAUUUCGUAGGGCUGCUGCGUAUCGCCGGGGGGUGAUGCGUGGGGUGGCAAGGGGGUGACCGGUGGGGUUUGAGGCUGGUCACCCUCCUGGUUGGAGGUUGGGGACAUCUGGGGACAUUGCUGACUUCCAUGCCUGGAGAUUUGGGUCCCCAGACCCCCAUGACCAGAGAUUUGGGGACAUCAAGGGACGUUGCUGACCUCCAUGCCUGGAGACUUGGGUCCCCAGACCCCCGUGACCAGAGAUUUGGGGACA
Molecule: messenger RNA, 926 nt
Organism: Harpia harpyja (harpy eagle)
Lineage: Eukaryota; Metazoa; Chordata; Aves; Accipitriformes; Accipitridae
Exons: 3
Coding region: 47-709 (220 amino acids)
Biological process (GO): immune response
Cellular component (GO): membrane
Molecular function (GO): tumor necrosis factor receptor binding
Source: RefSeq, a predicted model, not a curated record